AUGAUAGCCUCGGCACUCGCGCCAGUGAUGACACCGGCUUUACUAUCUACGCUCAGGAAUCAUCCAGGUCUACCCCGUCACACGUGGUAUAUAGUUGCUGCAAGUGCACUGGCUGUUCUAAACCGACCAGAUGAGAUCCCCAAAAUCUACACCUAUGUUGUGGAGACAGGGAGUCAUGGUGCCGACCUCAGCUCUUCCCCGGACCAGCAACUCCGCGUCGCCCGUAGGAUGAGAGAGGCGCUCAUAAAAACAUCUGCCAUCGGCGGCGUACCAAAGACGAUCAACUCACUGCUCUCUCUAAAGGGGGCAACCCCUCCUGGGAUGCUUGAUGAGCCCGGAUAUCCUUCACCGACGGGCAGAGUCAAAGACGUUUACGAGGUGCCGUGUUCCGAGGUCUUACAGCGAGGGCAAACCUUCUUCGACAAGAUCUACGGCAAGAUAGCAAGGCGAAUCAUGGGGCAGUUGGACAGAUCGGGCACCGAGGAUCUAGGCCUGACGGCGAGGCUGGUCUACGGCCACAUCAUCAGCAACACCAGCGUCCUUACGCCCGCAGAAACCUCCUUCGUGUUGAUCGCGGGACUGAUUCCGCAGGAUGUGAAUCCUCAACUCAAGGGUCAUCUGCGAGGUGCAUUAAAUGGAGGCGCGACCGUUGAGCAGGUGCGUGCAGUUCGGGAAGUCACUCUGAUGAUCUGCGAGGCAUCCGGCAUGAGGAGGCUGGCUGAAGACGCUGUCGGGGGCUGGGGAUGGAGGACUGAGGUCGCCAACGUGUAG
This is a messenger RNA of Neoarthrinium moseri, 771 nucleotides long. RefSeq lists its product as uncharacterized. Bases 1 to 771 code for a protein of 256 amino acids. NCBI's taxonomy places the organism in Eukaryota, Fungi, Ascomycota, Sordariomycetes, Amphisphaeriales, Apiosporaceae. The record is from RefSeq and is a predicted model, not a curated record. The transcript is spliced from 3 exons.